Elgaria multicarinata webbii is the source of this 5414-nucleotide messenger RNA. It is a transcript of the gene WHAMM, whose product is annotated as WASP homolog associated with actin, golgi membranes and microtubules. Gene Ontology annotation, biological process: endoplasmic reticulum to Golgi vesicle-mediated transport; Arp2/3 complex-mediated actin nucleation. The transcript has 10 exons. The record is from RefSeq and is a predicted model, not a curated record. Lineage: Eukaryota; Metazoa; Chordata; Lepidosauria; Squamata; Anguidae. Gene Ontology annotation, cellular component: cytoplasm; endoplasmic reticulum-Golgi intermediate compartment membrane. The coding region runs from base 168 to 2525 and encodes 785 amino acids. Gene Ontology annotation, molecular function: actin binding; Arp2/3 complex binding.
AGCUUUGGCCACUUUCUCUUUCGCUCGGACGAUAACAAAGUUUCUGGGGGUUCUAGAACGUUGGGGAGCCGCUUUGAAGUUCAAAGGACGCGGGGGAAGGAAGCGCUUUCUCUCUUUCCCCCCGGCUGCCCGGCUCCAGGCGAAGUUCCAGCUUAGGAGCCGCCGCCAUGGAGGCGGAGGAGGCGCAGCCGGACAGCCUGGACGGCUGGGUGGCCAUCAAGGAGAACCUCUUCGGCCAGCCCGAGCCGCCGCACAAGCUGCGCUUCCUGGUGGCUUGGAACGCCAUCGAGAGCAAGUUCGCGCUGACCUGCCACAACCGGACCUUGCAAGAGCAGGCGGGCGCCGAGGAGGACGGCGAGCAGCAGAUGAGCUGGGCCGGCUUGUACUCGCCGCAGGCCUUGCAGGGCGUCCACCGGCAGCUGGCGGCCUUGAGCCCGCCGCUCGAGCCCUGCUUCCCGGCGCUGCCGCCGGCGCUGAGCGGCCCUCGCGGCCUGUGGGCUUUGCUCUUCCCCAGCUGCCCGGUGCUGGAGGAGAGCGAGCUGGAAGCGCUGUGCCGCCGCCUGGAGGGCUACCUGGGCUGGGCCUUGGAGGGCUGCGGCCGGAAAGUGCUGCUGGACACCCUCUUUGCCCACGACCAGGACGAGGAGGACGAGUAUUUCGAGAACCUGCACGAGUUCCGGAGGAAAGCGCUCAAGGCGCGCCUGACCUGCGCCAAGGAGGCCUUGAGGAGGGUUCUCCACCAGCACAAAGAUGCCGACAAGUUGGUCACCUUAAUGGACCUCUACAAGGAGGAAGAUGAAGCUUAUUUGGAGCUGGUUACCACGGCAACCGAAUUCUAUCAAUAUUUAUUGCAGCCGUUUAGAGAUCUGCGGGAACUGGCAACGUUAUACAGACUGGAGAUCCUGAAAUCCUUGCAGGCCGACAGGCUGGGCCCCAGACGGAUAGAGGCCUUGCAGAAGGAGGCCGAGGAGUGGACGGAUCAGGCCGAAGAAGCCGUGUGCUCCAUUCAAGACAUCACAGUCAGUUACUUCAAGGAAACUGUGUCGGCGCUAGCAGCAAUGCAGAAACAGAUGGAGCAAGACCGAAAGCGCUUUGGCCAUGCUGCCUGGGCGUCGGCUUCUCCAAGGUUAGAAAACCUGAAGUACCUGUUAGCCAAAGAGACUCUCCAGCACAUGAGAGCCAAAGAGCUUUGCCUGAAGCACAAGAGAGCCGACAUCCGGAAGCAGAUGGAGACCCUUGACGAGCAAGAAAACAACACGGUUCGAGUUGAGGAGCUGGAAAUAGAUUAUUAUGAAACCCAGCUGGAGCUGUAUGAGGUUCAAUUUGAGAUACUGAAGAAUGAAGAAAUGCUGCUUAUUACUCAGUUGGAGACACUAAGGAGGCGGAUGAAAGAGAUCCAGGAUGAAGUCAUUUAUUAUGACACAUGUGAAAACCCCGAUGAAUUAGAAGCCACCGAGCAGGCCCUGGAAGGAACCCAUAAACCUUCUUCCGAAAUGUCUCAGUUGAGGCAGAAGACCCAGCAGCUGGAGACGAAACGUGGCAUUAUCUGUUCGAGAAGAGCCUAUCUCAGGAACAAAAAGGACCAGUGUGAGGAGAGCCGGAGGGUCCGGCUCCAGCAGGCGCAAGAGAGCACACUCCACUUCCAGCAACAUCACAGCAUCCAAAUUAAAAGGGAGAAGAGGAAAGACGAUGAGAAAAAGAAGAAAGCUUGGAUAAAGCAGGAGCGAGAGAAAACCCUGGAGAGGCUCAAAACCUUUAAGGAGAAAUGUCCCGCUCAGUUUGUGCUGAAGACGUCCCGGUCCCAGCCCUUAAACUCCAAGCAGCCACCAGGAGGGCCCCGCCGACCCCCGGCAGCGUCCGGACCCCGCCGACCCCCGGCUGCAGCGCCUCAACCUUUGUCGACCGGCAAGGUGGCUGUGGCUAAGCAGUCGAGGCCCCCCCGUCCCGCACCAGCCAAAGGCUCCAAAGCACCACGUCAGAAGCCUUCAAAAGAGAUACCCAUCCAGAUUUUCGUAUCACCAGGCGGCCCGGAGCAACACAAGAACGACGAGGGAGUGCCAUUGCCGCCCCCUCCCCCACCGCCCCCUCCGCCUCCCCCUCCCCCACUGCCAAACAUACCGCCUGUUUGCUUAAGGACGGCACAAGUCAAAGAGAAACCCGCCUUCCUUGCGGGCGAAGACCCUCCGAGGGGGAGCACCUCCGGGUGCUCAGCAAAUAAUUACACAGGAACCAUGGACGAGGUUUUGGCUUCGCUGAAGCGUGGCGAAAUCCUUCUCCGGAAAGUGGAGCCGCCCAGUCCGGCGCCUUCUUCGAGCUCCUCCCUCAAUGACAGCAUCCUCGCCGCCAUCAGGCAAGGUGUGAAGCUGAGGAAAGUCACUCCGGAGCCCAAGACGGACAUUGAGAAAAACUCCGACAACGAACUGGAGAGGAGCAUAAAGGCAGCGAUCCAGAGGAUCAAAAAAGUGUCAGCCGACUCAGAAGAGGACGAAAACAACGACUACAACAGCGGUGAAUGGAAUAGUUAAUAAAGCGGGUUGGGUUGCAAACUGCGUUCUGGAGUGCCUCGGAAGCUUGUCAGGGAUCCCUCAAGGAGAAAAGUAAUGUUAAACAGGCUCAGUCCACACAGGCAAGCCCCGAGGCCCAGCAGGCCUAGCCAGUGUCCUGCAUGGACAGAGUGUCCCAGAAUCCUUUGCAGCACAUGGGAGUUCUGGGGCAGAUGAGUCAGCGCAAAACCGGUUUCCCACUGGAACGGAGGAAGUUUGAAAACCGCCAAGUUAACAGAUUCAGGGCCACCAGUUUACUGGCCUGAAAUGUUAGGCUUUGUUGAAUUUUGCACAUUUUUUUUUAGGAAGGGUCUUGUUGUCUCUUAGGAAAUGAAGGAUGGUUUAUUUCAGGUGAUUCCUCACCAACAACGACGGUUCAGAACCGUUAAAAUGGUCUCCUUGAUAUUCUGUCUCAAAGAAGUGAUUAUUUUAUUGUACUCAACAAAACACUAUUCAAACAGAAUUCUCUCAGAAACCAUCCCGUUAAGACAGCCCAAGGAGAAUGAAUCACCCCUGAAAGAUGGACAGCCGCAUAGGAAAUUGGGGAAUGACCUCAGUGGGACACAUUUUUAAAAGCUGAGAAGUACUAACGAACUGACAUUUUUAAAAAAGUUCCCUUUGGGCAGUUCGUUACACAGUUCCUCAAGAUGACAAUAAGUAUCGCAACAGUGAAAUGUCUACUCCACCCUUCUCCAACUUGCUGGCUUUCCAGAUGUGAGAUUAUAAGUCUUGUAGCCCAAGACAUCUGGAGGACACCAUUUUGGGAAAGGCUACGCUGCACUUGGCUAAGCCUGCCUGUGACAACAGCUCUUGCUGAAACGAGUAUUUUUACUGGCCGUUGAAACCUUUUCUGCUGUUUAAAUCAAAGUUAGUUUUUUCAAUAAUAAUGUACGAACUCAAAACAGCUUUGAUCUGCGCGUUGUUGGCUAAGAAAGGACUCUCACGGUAUUUUAUGCAGUAUUUAGCAGAAUCCAAGAUACAGAGUGUUGCUAAUUUCCGUAAAUUUUAAUGCACGUUUGCCGUUUUUAAGGUUUAUUUUUAAUAGCGCCCUGAUCGGUUAACUAUCAAUUGGGCAAGCUACAUCAAGGAGGCAGGGCUGUACAGGUGGAAGGAAAGACAUAAGAUACUCCCCCACUCCCCAAAUGUGGCAUCCCCAGUUUUUUGUCAAACCAGCUUAGCUUAGUGUGUGGCAGGGCUUGUCCCACCAGCUGAAUGAAUGUCUCCCAAGUUGAGCUGAGCUAUUACCACCUACCUUAAUAGGAACAUAAGAAGAGCCCUGCUGGAUCAGACCAAGGGUCCAUCUAGUCCAGCACUCUGUUCACACAGUGGCCAACCAGCCGUCGGCCAGGGCUGAACAAGCAAGACAUGGAGCAACAGCACCCUCCCGCCCAUGUUCCCCAGCAACUGGUGCACACAGGCUUACUGCCUCGAAUACUGGAGAUAGCACACAACCAUCAGGGCUAGUAGCCAUUGUUUACCUUUGCCUCCAGGGAUUUAUCCAACCCCCUUUUAAAGCCACCCAGAUUGGUGGCCAUCACUGUAUCUUGUGGUAGUGAGUUCCAUAAUUUAACUCUGCGCUGUGUUAAGAAGUACUUCCUUAUAUUUGUCCUGGAUCUCCCACCAAUCAGUCUCAUGGGAUGACCCUGAGUUGUAGUAUUUUGAGAAGGGGAAGGAAAUGUCUCCCUAUCCACAUUCUCCAUACCCUGCAUAAUUUUGUACACCUCUAUCAUGUCUCCCCUUAGAGGCUAAGGAAGAUAGGAAACUGCCUUCUGCUGAGUCAGACCAUUGGUCCAUCUAGUCCAGUAUUGUCGGCACUGACCAGCAGCCGUGGUUCUCCAGGGAUUCAGGCAGGAGUUUUUCCAGCCCUACUUGGAGAUCCUGGGGAUCGAACCUGGGACCUCCUGCAUGCAAAGCAGGUGCUCCACCACUGAGCUACAUCCCCUCCCUUUGGUGGCAGUGGCAACUUAAGUAGCUAAGCUGCCGUCCCUGCGGAAUGAGACAUCGCUGGGCCAGAAUGACCCCGGUUGCUGUGAGCACAAUCUCUCAACCUGUCCAGCUCUGUUGCCACUUCAGGGAUGAUUAGCCCAGAAUGAGCUAAUCACACUCCAUGACUGCUUCCUACUGCACGUCCCUUCUCAGUUUUUGCUCUUGGUAGCCAUUUCAGGGGCCAACCUACAAAAGAGGAGGAUUCGCAGCACAGCAAACUAUGGGUAUUACCAGGAACCCAUUUCUUUUGCACCUAUGGAACUGACCUGGUUCCAGUUUUUAUCUCAAUUAUCUUCAUCAACACCUCGCAGCAAGAUAGGCUAAGCUGAGAAAUAAUUUGCCUCCCUCCCCCCGCCACCGUUUUUGGUGUUGAGCGGAGACUUGAAACAAAGUCUUUCAAAAUUAACAUCAACCACAAUUCAUAAGUAGCUUAUAUACGGCAUUACAAAUCUCUCAUUUUGCCAUGUUUGACACUUCUACUCUAAAAAGUAAGGUCUGUAACGGAAUAUGGUGACCAUAUCUAAUGUGCCAAGAAGAAAAGAAAUAUGUUCCUUUCUUCUAGAAAGAUGUAUUAGUUCUCUUAGAGCAUCCCAAAUAUCCACGCCCAGUCGCUCUUCUAGUCUCUCUGCAGUUUUCCCAUCUGCUUGCAAUUUCAAGCAGAAAUUGCUUGAAUUUGUUUAUCUGCUUGUUUAUCAGAAGACUUGAAACUAAUCCGCAGUCCCUUUUAAUGAACAGGAUUUUAUGGGUAAAGGUUUCAAGGUUACGCUGAAUCCUGCAACGUUCUGGAUUGCAUUAUUCAAUUCCCACCAGAAUAUCUUAUAAUGCAUAUAGGCUGCAUUAUUUUCUUCUCCAUCUCCAACAUCUACUAAGUGGUACGCAAUUAUG